AGAAACUACAGAUGUCGGCGUCUAUUUGGGAAAUUUCUCGGGAGCAAAGAAGUGUUUGUGACAAAAUGAAGACCAUGUAGAACUUAUCUUGGAAAAAAGUGAUUUAGAAGUGAGAAUUACUGUGCUAAGUAGAUAUAUUAGUUUUAACUUUUACAGCCUAAUGCUGGUGUGUCCAUUUAAUUAAACAUAUUUCUCAACAAGCAGGGUGGAGGAGGAGUGAGUGAGGUGGAGAGAGUUGUGUGGAGUCUGUUUCACCUGAGUCAUCAUGUCAGGUUCCAAGUGUUACAAGUGUAACCGCAUGGGCCACUUCGCCAGAGAGUGCCCCAUGGGAAGCGGUCCAGGCCUCAGAGGCCGUGGGGGUCCAAGGGACCUCUACUCCUUAGAAAAAUGCUACAAGUGCAACCGUCCAGGUCACUUUGCUCGUGACUGCAAGGAGGAGGAGGAUCACUGCUACCGCUGUGAUGGUGUGGGCCACAUUGCCAAGGACUGUGAACAUUCUUCAGAUGAACCCUCAUGCUACAACUGCUCCAAGAUGGGCCACAUCGCUAGGGAUUGUCCAGAGCCAGAACGCACCUGCUAUGUGUGCAACAAGAGCGGGCACAUCUCCCGUCAGUGCACUGAAAAUAAGAGUGAGAACCGUAAUGCAAAGUGCUAUGUCUGUGGCAAAAUUGGUCACAUCUCCAGGGAGUGCCCUAUUGGAGGAGAGCAAGAGAAUGAGAAGCGUUGUUAUGUGUGCGGCGCUUCUGGGCAUAUCUCAAGGGAGUGCCCUCAGGGUGAAUCUGAUACUACAUGUUACAGGUGCAACCUGAAGGGCCACAUGGCUCGCAACUGCCCCAAAUGUUACAUGUGUGGUGGCUUUGGGCACAUUUCCCGCCAGUGUGAGAUGGUGGCUUAGACUGGCUGACCCACUCCUGGUCUCUCCCUCCGAAGCUACUGCUGCCCACCACCAUGUUCCCCUGGACACAAGCCACUGCACAAGCUGUGGUGCUGGGGCUAAUCGGUUACAGCCUGGCUUUUCACCCUCACGGUGCUCUCCAGGUGGAAACUAGGUCACAUCGUGUGUACGGCGGGAAGCAAGUUCAAAGGUGUGUGAUGAACAGUCAAGUAGACAUGUUUCACAUGCAUUGAUUAAUAGGUAGAUCCCAGUGUGGAGGAGAAAGGAGGUCAGUGAUGAAGUUUUCCAGAAGGGCUAGAAAACAAACAACAGAGGAGUAGAAACAUUCAUAAGAGGAUGUAUUAUAUUUUAGCUCUCCCAAACGUUCAUCACUUGAUGCCAUUGGUGAAGUAGAGGUGGAUAGGAAUACCAGUUCCUAGUACCUGAUGUCUGAAUUACUUAAUCAUUAUCAUUGCCUCUUUGUCUUCAGUUUAUGGCAUAGCUUUCAUUGUGGAGUUU
Molecule: messenger RNA, 1393 nt
Organism: Penaeus monodon (black tiger shrimp)
Lineage: Eukaryota; Metazoa; Arthropoda; Malacostraca; Decapoda; Penaeidae
Product: DNA-binding protein HEXBP-like
Biological process (GO): positive regulation of cytoplasmic translation
Cellular component (GO): cytoplasm
Molecular function (GO): zinc ion binding; mRNA binding; single-stranded RNA binding
Source: RefSeq, a predicted model, not a curated record